Molecule: messenger RNA, 2338 nt
Organism: Cimex lectularius (bed bug)
Lineage: Eukaryota; Metazoa; Arthropoda; Insecta; Hemiptera; Cimicidae
Gene: Atu
Product: another transcription unit protein
Exons: 10
Coding region: 168-2234 (688 amino acids)
Biological process (GO): transcription elongation by RNA polymerase II; positive regulation of transcription elongation by RNA polymerase II
Cellular component (GO): Cdc73/Paf1 complex; nucleus
Molecular function (GO): RNA polymerase II C-terminal domain phosphoserine binding
Source: RefSeq, a predicted model, not a curated record
UGGCGUGUCUAUAACCGGGGAGGUUAAACGAGUGCUUCAUCUCGCUACAGUGUUUAUUUUAUCCUUUAGUCCUCCCAGUCGGUUAAUUCAAAAUGCCAUUUUGAACAGAGUUUUUACAAAUUUUUACAACGAGGAGGAACUUUUCUUGCCAACGGAUUAAUUUUUAGAUGGCUCCGAAAAACGAGGAUGAUGAUCUGACAAGCGACGCCGACUCUGGAAGUGGCUCUGAAUCAGACAGUGGAAGUGAUUCUGACAAAAGUAGAAGCAGUAGCCCUCAAAGAACAGCUGCACCCGCUCAGCAAGCCUACAGCAGUGAUAAUGAAAAGGAACCUAACAGUCCUCAGAGCAACCGUUCAGGCAGCCAUCCCGGGUCCAGAUCUGUAUCUAGGAGCCCUCGUCACUCUCGAUCGAGGUCAGCCUCAGGAAGUCCGAGAAGAUCUACAUCCCCAGCUGAUUCCAGGUCUCCAUCUGGAAGUCCCAGGAGGUCUGCUAGCCCCACUGGCUCUGGCUCGGCCGCUUCACCCGGUUCUAGGAAAUCCGUCAGCCCACGAGGAUCAAGGUCUCGGUCUGUGAGUCAAGCAAAAUCGGGAAGCCGGGGUGGUUCACGGUCUGGUUCGGGCAGCCCGGAAGGUUCCAGGGCUUCGAGGAGCAGGUCUAGGUCUGCAUCAGGCAGUCCGAAACGAUCUCCAAGCCCAGCAGGUUCGAGAUCGGGGUCUGGAAGCCCUCGUAAAUCUCGUUCGCCUGAAUCGGUCAAAUCCGGCAGCCCUAGGAGGUCGCCGAGCCAAGAGUCAGCAAGAUCAAGGAGUUCCAGUAAUGAAAAAUCAAAGUCGGGUAGUCCAAAGUCUGGAAGCGAAUCACCUAAAGGUUCGGUGAAAUCACAUAGGUCAAGGAGUGGAUCUCGAAGUAGCAAAGGAUCUCAUCGGUCAGGAAGUUCGAGGAGUCGCAGUGGCAGUCCUUCUUCUCCAGCUGUCAAUGGCGAUAAAAGAAGAAGUGAAGACGAAGAAUCAGAUGAAGGAAAGUCAUCCAGUGCCCAGAAAAGAAUCUUGUCGCAUAGUGAAGAUAGUGGCAGCAAUGUCGAUUCACCCAAAGCGAGGAAGAAGAAAACGAAAGCUAUAAAAUCAGGUAGUGAGGGGAGUGAUGAUGAAAAUAAAGAUUCAGCAACUGCUGAAGCACUUUUUGGUGAUGCUGAUGACAUCAGUUCUGAAGAUGAAGGGAAAAAAGGCAAAACUAGCGACGUUGAAGAUAUAAGGGAUUCUGGAGAUGAGAGGCGGGGAAGUGGAGACGAGGAAAAAAGAAGUGAUGCCGAGGAUAAAGAGGAAGAAGAAGAAAAAGAGGAUGAUCCGACACCAGAAACGAGGAUUGAUGUCGAAAUACCAAGGAUAAUAUGCGAUAUAGGCCGUGAACUCCAUUUUGUCAAACUACCCAAUUUUCUUUCUGUCGAGACGAGGCCCUUUGGGGCUGACACUUAUGAAGAUGAAAUAGACGAAGAAGAGACUCUGGACGAGGAAGGGCGUGCUAGGCUGAAGUUGAAAGUAGAAAAUACGAUCAGAUGGAGGGAGAACUUGGACAAAGAUGGUAACACAAUUAAAGAAAGUAAUGCCAGAAUAGUCAAGUGGUCUGAUGGCAGCAUGUCUCUCCACCUUGGAGGGGAAAUUUUCGAUGUCUACAAACAGCCAUUACAGGGAGAUCAUAAUCACUUGUUCAUCCGACAAGGUACAGGUUUGCAAGGCCAGGCUGUAUUCAGAACCAAGCUUACUUUCAGGCCACACUCCACGGAAUCUUUUACUCACAAAAAGAUGACGCUAUCACUUGCUGAUAGAUCACAAAAAUCAUCUGGUAUCAAAGUCCUCUCUGAGGUCGGACCAGACCCUGACCAGCAUAGGGAUGUUAUGAUUAAGAAAGAAGAAGAAAGACUUCGAGCGACUGUUAAAAGGGAAAGCAAGGCUAAAAGAACACGUGAAAGGGGGACUGGAAGACCUCUUAACACCUCAUACCUUGAACCUGACAGGGAAGACGGCUCUGACGAUGAAGGGGCUAUUUCUCUCAAUGCUAUUAAAAAUAAAUACAAUCAGAAAGGUGAUCAUAAAAAACAAAACAUUUACUCUUCUGAUGAUGAAGGAUCAGACUUGGAAGCAAGAAGACCUCGGAGGAUAGAUAAAAUAAGAGCAUUGAAGGACUCAGAUGAUGAGGAAGAAGACAAUGAAAAUGCAAGUGCUGCUUCUGAUGAAUCUUAAGAAUGAAUGCUCAACUUUAAAACAGACUAGUUUGUUGUACAGUUUUUAUUUCAAGAUUAUUGUGUUUUUUAUAUUAAAAACAAAUAAAUAAUUAUUUUUAUUGA